UCAAGUUUUCCUGUUCAUUUGACUUUCUCUCCACUUCUGUUUCCUCAACAACGUUGUGUACUUUGUUAUCCUGAUUUUUUUUCCUAUCUUAAUACGUUUUCCUUCGUACCUGAUCUCACCACCACUCGAAAGACAAAAGCUGAUGACAACCCUAAAAAAUUUGGCAACCCAUAUUCCAUUUUCACAGAUACGACACCAACAUACCAAUCAUCAGGUUCCCCUCCUUAUUCUCUACACUAUCAAGGCUUUUGGUUUUUGCAUUUCUAUGUAUCGACACAUUUUAGGUAUAAACUACUUACUUUCUAUUCUAAUUCCACUUAUCAGAAACAAAUCGUCAUAAAGGAACAUGUGGCUCGUAAUUCGUAACUCGUAAUUACUAC
Pichia membranifaciens NRRL Y-2026 is the source of this 380-nucleotide messenger RNA. RefSeq lists its product as hypothetical. Bases 143 to 340 code for a protein of 65 amino acids. The transcript has a single exon. The record is from RefSeq and is a predicted model, not a curated record. Lineage: Eukaryota; Fungi; Ascomycota; Pichiomycetes; Pichiales; Pichiaceae.